GAAAGGGAGAGAUGGAGAGUGGGAGAUUGAGAGAGAGAAAAAGGACUGCAUCUUAGAAAUUGCCACCUAAGUAUCUAGUUUAUUUUGCAUCCCAUAUCCAUCCUGUGGAGGGUACCACAAGAGCAUAUGUAUACUCAAAAGGGAACAAGAGCAUAUCUGGAUUUAUUUCAACAAUUCACUUUUCUGCUACCAGCAAAUUCAUGAAUAUUUUUUAAUGUAUUUGGUAUCCUAUUUUUAUUUAUAAAAUAAAAUGACAUGUCACAUAGGUUAUUAUACUGUCUAUCUCUACAUCGGUGGCCAAGACGCAAAGUGGAAAUCUGUUAAAAGAAAAGUCACCAACUCUUCGUAUUCUUUUACAAGAAUGCCAAGUCACUAUCUCUUCUGGAGCUGUGAAUGGAUCCUGUCUCUACUACUUCACUAUCUAGACAGUUCCACUUCCUGACAAACCUAAGGAGAUACUCCAUAGCUCUGGGACUAAAAAUGUUGCAAACUAUUACACUUUCUCCAAUUCCUUGAGGUGUUUCAUGAGGUGUGGGUCAGAUGGGCCUGAAUUACAUGGUCUACAAUGUCGUAAAUGACACCAUGGAUGUUGCAACACUAUUUAUAGGUUUCCCAGAAGCCUGUAUGCUGCAGUAGCUAUUUGGUUUACUGUGUAUAUCAGGAGAUGUGCUCUGUAUAAUGCUAACCUCAAGAACCUUUUCCUUGAGAGAGUUUUACCUCCUUUGACCCCCCUAAGCUGUAUUCCAUCAGCGGUCUUUGUUCUUCCCUAAGCUACAUGAUUUUUGCAUUUUGUGAGAAUAUACUCGAGAAGCCGUUUGUCAAACCAGGCUUUCAUCGUGUCCAAAUCAUCCUGGAGAUUCACUUCAUUCUUAUCCGCCUGUAUUCACUAGGUUCACAUCAUUAUGAGCAGGGGCACGUCUGAAUAUAUCUCUUCAGUCAUGUCAUUUACAUGUGCAAGAAAUAGUACCUGACCUAGGACUGAUUCAUAUGAAAGCCUACUCUACAUAUGUGCUCACUUUGACACCUCGUCACGUCCCAACACACGUUCUUUCAAGGUCUUUCUCCUUGAGUGAAGUUCGCAGUCUUUGUCCACCUAGCCUAUACUCUGUCUACAGUCUUCUUUGCCCUUCCCCAAUUUUCACGACUUUGCAUGUCGCAGGGUUGAAUUCAAGAAGCCAGUUGCUGGACCAUUUGUCCAGCGUGUCUAGGUCUCUUUGUAGUCCUGCCUGAUCCUCAUCUGAUCUAAUUCUUCUCAUUAACUUCACAUCAUCUACGAACAGGGACACUUCAAAAUCUAUCCCUUCCAUCAUGUCAUUCAUAUAUAUCAAAAACAGGACUCAUCCUAGGACUGACCCUGUGGGACCCCGAACUUUACCGGUCCCCACUGUGAUACUUCUUCACAUAACAUGACUUGUUGUUGCCUCCCUAUCAAGUAAUCUCUAAUCCAUUGCAGUGCCCUUCCUGUUAUAUGCACCUGAACCUCCAGCUUCAGCACUAAUCUCUUGUGAGCAACUGUGUCGAAGGCCUUACUGCAGUCCAGCUUGAGAGUGAGACUGGUAGUGCAUCCAGAGCUUCAUGGCUGAACAAGGUCUUCACUAGAGUGACCAACAAGGAGCAGCUUUUGGCCCUCGCUAAUGUCCUCGCAGGGGAUUUUCCUCACUCUGUCACUCUUGGAUGACAGAGAGGGUCACCUGUCAAUCAAGGAGAAGAACGAAUGGACAAGAACUAACGUCCUGAGACGUCCCCAUUUUGGAUUUAAUUACCUGUGCACCUGUAUGAAAUUGCAGGACGUAACCCCACAUCAUUGCAGCGGUAAAGAACCUGCUUUCCUGUCAUCAAGAUAUAAUACUCACGGCUAUACUGUGAAGAACUAGCCAGUGGGUCGUAACCAACACCUGCGACCCACCCCCCAUCAUAAGCAACGGCUACGAUUUCAACAACACAGUGUCACCAACACCAGACACCCCUAUAUAUAUUAGCGUUGAAUUCAGUUAUUUAUAUUUUUCAUUUUUCAUUUUCUUUAAUGCAGGAUUAAUAUUUCAUAUUUAAGUGUUUUAAAUUUUAUAUUUUCUAUAUAAUAAAGUGUUUAUGUUUGUUAUUAUUUCUUUUUCUAUUCUUUAAUUUUCUUGAGGAGCCAGCCUGAGUAAUACUGACUGAAGUUGUUACAGGGCAGAGUAAGCCUUCACAAGUGGCGACCUUGCCAAGAUACAACUCGACAGAAUCAAGAUUCAAUUCCAUCUCGAAUCUACCAUUCAAUGCUGCAUACCACAGACGGUUACCACCAGCCAUGAGUAAUCAUUCUCUAUGGUAGGACUACGGUACAGGUAUUUAAAAGAUUUGGUGAUUGUUAUAGUCUCAAUUUAUAGUAAGUCAAGUCAGGCAGGAUAAUAUUUAAUUCUGCCACCUUUCUUGUGAGCUUGAAACACUUUGGAGGAUUAGACUCUAGGGACCCGAGAUUUUCCAGUGACAAUUUGUUUCAUUGAGCUCUUUAUUGUAUCAAGGGAACUGUCGUAGGACACUCUUGAUUUAUUGGUUAGAAAAUUGGAUGGUCAAGUAACCCCGUUCUACUUACUGUUUGCUCGAAGCCGGCAUAGAACCCUUCGUUUUCAUUAAUACGUAUUGUUUAAUUGAAGUAGGGAUCGAGCCCUCUGAUAUAUUUACAGUUUAAGCGGAGCAGGAAUUGAACCCUCCGUUUUCUUUAAUACCCAUUUCAUUUCCCCUGAUAGUUUAAGUUAUUCUUGCAAGCAUGGAGGAAUACCAGUUUUGGAUGAACGCUGGAAGCAAGUUAGGAAUAACAGGGAAAAAUUUAGAAUCUUUCAUUAGUGCUAAGAUCCAGGAAAGACUUGAAGGAGAGAGUAUUGAGAGAGAAGAAAGACAGCUAGAAAGGGAUAGAGAAGAGAAUAAGGAGAGAGUGAGAAUCGAAAGAGAAGAGAAAAAGGAAAGAGAGAGAAUUGAGAGAGAAAUCCGAGAAAGACAGUUAGAAAGAGAGCGAGAAGACCAAAAAGAGCGUGAUAGACUUGAUCGUGAGGAAAGAGCUAGGGAACGUGAGGAACAAGCUAAGAUACAUGAGGAACAAGUUAAAUUAAGAGAACUUGAGGAAAGAGCAAAGGAUAGAGAACACGAGUUAAUAGAGAGAGAAAAGGAUCGCGAGCUCGAAAAAUCUCGCCUUGAAUUACAGAAUGAAAAGUUAAUUUUUACACAACAACAAUUAGAGGAAGGAGUAAUUGAACAUCAUGCAGCUAGUACACAUAGUGCAACACCUAAUUUACCUCUCUUCACAGAGGGUGAAGACAUUACUUCAUAUAUUAUCAGGUUUGAAAAUACCGCUACCCUCUGUGAAUGGCCAGCUGACACCUGGGCUACUAGGUUAGGAAUGUUAUUUUCUGGUACUGCUUUGAAUAUUUAUGCAACUUUGUCACAGGAUAUCAUAUGUAAUUAUAACCUACUGAAGAAGGCGAUCCUUAACGCAUAUCAAAAAACCACAAAUUAUUACAGGAAAGAUUUCAGGUAUGCCACCUUACAGCCUGGCCAGAACUUUCAGCAGUUACAGGCAACACUCUUUCGUUUGUUCGACUUUUGGAUAGAGAGUUCAGGAAUUGAUCACAGUUAUGAAUCUCUUAGAGACUUCAUGGUUGCUGACUAGUUCCUGACAGCUCUUCCCCAUCAGAUACGAACAUUCAUCAGAG
Molecule: messenger RNA, 3686 nt
Organism: Cherax quadricarinatus
Lineage: Eukaryota; Metazoa; Arthropoda; Malacostraca; Decapoda; Parastacidae
Source: RefSeq, a predicted model, not a curated record